AUGGCAAAGAUACCGGCAGUGGCGGCGACAUUGGGGGAGGCGGAGAACCUGGCGGAGACGCUGGCGGCGAUCAGGGCGGUCCUGAGGGCCCCCCUGGUGGCGACAAUGGGGAUACCGCCAGUGGCGGAAAUACCGCCAGUGGCGGCGACGUUGGAGGAGGCGAGGAUGACCCGCCACCGAUCGGCGCCAGAGGAAACGGCGGGAAUGGCGGAAAGGGAGGGAAGGGUGGAAAGGGAGGGAAGGGUGGGAAGGGCGGAAAGGGUGGAAAGGGACGAAAGGGAGGAAAGGGAGGGGAAGGAGGCAAGGGGGGAAAGGGAGGGAAAACUGGUAACCAGCAGGGUGGACCUGGCGGAGAGCAGGGAGGACCUGGCGGAGAGCAGGGGGGACCUGGCGGAGAGUAGGGAGGACCUGGCGGAGAGCAUGGGGGACCUGGCGGAGAGUAGGGGGGACCUGGCGGAGAGCAAGGGGGGGCUGGCGGAGAGCAGGGGGGUUCCGGCGGGGAGCAGGGGGCAUCUGGCGGGGAGCAGGGGGGAUCCGGCGGAGAGCAGGGGGGGAUCUGGCGGAGAGCAGGGCGGGGCUGGCGGGGAGCAGGGUUAG
Messenger RNA from Closterium sp. NIES-65, 597 nucleotides. The record is from the annotation of a GenBank genome assembly. NCBI's taxonomy places the organism in Eukaryota, Viridiplantae, Streptophyta, Zygnematophyceae, Desmidiales, Closteriaceae.